CGCGCGUCAAGGCGGAGAAGGGCCCCACCGCAGAGACAGGGACAGAGACGGAGCCGCUCCGCAGGAUCCUGGUGACCCUCUCUGGCUCCCUCAUUCAAAAUAUAGAGACAAUGCACAGCUUUUUACUAAGCAAGGAUCUGUAUUGAUUUCCAUGUUGCAAGUGUCUUACCAUUAUACACACACCCGUUAUAUACGUCGAGGCUCAUAACUUCAUAUAAAGUCUGAAGGCAUAGCACCUGGACACUGCAGUGCUUGUCUUAUGAAAAAGAGCCACAAAGUCCUUAAACAUGGCCACCGCCGGCACCAUGGAAGUGGCGGACAUCACCAUCGUGGCAAUCUACUUCGUCCUGGUGCUAGCGAUCGGCUUCCUCGCCAUGUGGAAAGCCAAUCGGAGCACGGUCAGCGGCUACUUCCUCGCUGGACGCUCCAUGAACUGGGCGGCUGUCGGAGCCUCUCUGUUUGUCAGCAACAUAGGAAGUGAACACUUCAUUGGAUUAGCUGGAUCAGGCGCUGCUAGUGGCUUAAGUGUGGCUGCAUGGGAAUUAAAUGCAUUAUUAUUGCUUCAGUUGUUAGGCUGGAUUUUUAUCCCUGUGUAUAUUCAGUCCGGUGUCUACACCAUGCCAGAGUACCUGUCCAAGCGGUACGGCGGGAGGCGACUGAAGGUGUAUUUUGCUGCGUUGUCUCUCGUCCUGUAUAUUUUCACCAAGCUGUCCGUGGACCUCUAUUCCGGAGCCUUGUUCAUUCAGGAGUCCCUUGGUUGGAACCUCUAUCUGUCAAUCAUCCUCCUCAUUGCGAUGACAGCUUUGCUGACAGUUACUGGAGGUCUGGUCGCAGUCAUCUACACUGAUACGGUCCAGGCCUUCCUCAUGAUUACCGGAGCCCUUUGUCUUACAGGCAUCAGCCUCUCUAAAGUGGGAGGACUUGAAGGUGUUUGGACCAAGUACAUGCAGGCUUAUCCAAACGUCACUGCCGUCUUGCUGUCUUCCCCCAACCUGAACUUUUCUGAAUCCUGCCGCCGCCACCUAAACCCAAAGCCAGAUUCUCUGAAGAUACUUCGAGGUCCAGGGGAUCCAGACCUGCCUUGGCCCGGUUUCUUACUGGGCCAGACUCCUGCCUCUAUCUGGUACUGGUGUGCAGAUCAAGUGAUUGUACAGCGGGUUCUGGCAGCAAAGAACAUUGCCCAUGCCAAAGGUUCUACUCUCAUGGCUGGCAUUUUGAAAAUCCUCCCCAUGUUCAUCAUUGUCAUCCCAGGGAUGAUUUCCAGGAUCCUCUUUGCUGAUGAGCUGGCGUGUAUCAGCCCAGAACACUGCCUGGAGGUGUGCAAUUCUGCAGCCGGCUGUAGCAACGUGGCUUACCCACGGCUCGUCAUGUCCGUGAUGCCCAUCGGCCUUCGCGGGCUCAUGAUGGCUGUUAUGAUCGCAGCGCUGAUGAGUGAUUUGGACUCCAUUUUCAACUCAGCGAGCACCAUAUUCACGCUGGAUAUUUACAAGAUGCUUCGGAAGGAGGUGUCGUCCAGGGAGCUGGUGAUCGUCGGCAGGUUGUUUGUGGUUUUCAUGGUGGUCAUCAGCAUCGCCUGGGUGCCAGUCAUCAUCGAGAUGCAGGGGGGCCAGAUGUUUUAUUACAUCCAAGAAGUAUCAGAUUACCUGACUCCCCCAAUAGCUGCACUCUUCUUGCUUGGCGUCCUGUGGCGCCGCUGCAAUGAGACGGGUGCCUUUUGGGGUGGGAUGGUUGGGUUCACCCUUGGAACGUUGCGUCUCGUUUUGGCGUUUGUUUACCGCGAGCCUCACUGCAGCCAGCCUGACGAGAGGCCGUCUUUCAUCAAAGAUGUUCAUUUCAUGUAUGUUGCCGUGGUCUUGUUUUGGGUGACGGCUUUGGUGGCAGUGGUUGUGAGCCUCUGCACUCUUCCACCCGGAAGAGAGCAAAUCAGAACCACGACUCUGUGGGGGCUACACAAGAGAAAGAGGCUAGAACAGCAAGAAAAAGAGAAAACUGGAGGAGACGGAACAGCGCUGAAGCCUCUAAACCAUUCAGUCCUAAAUGGAAAUAGUUUGCUUGGUAAAGAUGAGUGUCUAGACCACCCAGACAAGCGUAAUGACAUUGAGGCCAAUCGUGAAAAUGCUCCACCAAGCAAUGGUCACGUGAUCACCACCAGUGGCAUAAAAACUCAUGGUCCAAACCAGAAUGGUUGCCACUCACCAAUUUCUGACCUUGAAAUGGUGCAAGAGGGGGAAGGAGUGAGGGAUGGGGAGGAGGAAGAGGAGGGCUGCUUUGGUGGAGGAGGAGGAGGAGGAGGAGGAGGAGGAGUGGAGAGUGGGUGGUGUAUGAAAGCUUUAGUGUGGUUGUGUGGCUUCCAGGACAAGCCAUCCAAAGCUCAGGCCAUCACCCUCGAGGAACAGGAGAAGGUUAUGGAUGAGCUUCUCCAUGAACCUCCACGAACCAGAAUCAUCCUGAACAUAGGACUGGUGGUUAUUAGCUCUGUCGCCAUCUUCAUCUUUAUCUAUUUCUCCUUAUAGGCUUGGUAAAUCCCAAGCAGUUGGCCAUAUGUGUCCAUGACCCACAAGCAUGAGCGGUCUGUAGGUGAGAUUCCAUUAGUUUUUUUCCUCUAAACUUUUAUUGUAAAAAGUGUAUGUUGAAAAGGAAAACAGCUGUUUUCUCUAUAAUGCAUUGUCAAAUUGCAAAUGACCAAGUUUUAAAAAAGGCCAUUUCUGUGAACUGUAAAGGGUUCUGUUAUCCCCUUAAAAAUAUUUUUUUUAAUAGAACAAAAAAGUACUUUUUAUAUCCUGAAAUAUAUUUUAUAUACUGUGUGCUGAUAACCUGGAGGUGAUUUAUUAUUUGGUCUGGACUUGUAUUUUAUGCUACUGAUCACAGUAAUAGUGUGUCUCUAUUACUCUGGUUUUCCUGUCAUACACAUUGCCACUUUUCACUUCGAUCAGGCAGGUGACGCUACUCUACAGGCUUCAAAAUGGUAUAGAAUUUAGCAUUUAUAGUACAGGCAUCCCCCCCCCCCCCGUUACCCUACAAGCUGUUGCGGAGCUUCUCACCUCUGGCCGAGUGAAGAGUAGAAAGAAAGUGGGUAGAAGACAGUAAGUCUCCUGCCAUUGAUAGAUUGAAGGCCAUCCUACGAGUUUACACAAACAGACAAAAAGACCAUGAGGGAUAUAAACUAAUAGAGCAGAUGUCACCAUGCCCUCACCCUUACUUUAUCGGGCCUAAUGUUUAUACAGGAUACCUACGACAUCCUACCUUAUGAAGACAGAGUGUCCUAGACGUUUUAUAUUGUUCCCUCACACAAACAACCUCAUUCUUUGAGAGGAUAUCUGUGGUGAAGGUAGUCUUAAACUACAUUAGGCAUUAGUCUUAUGAUCAGUUUAACUGGAUCAUACGUUCGGAAGAAUUAAAUGAAAUUAUUGUGUUGAUUAAUUACAUACACAUUUCCCCCCACAAACCCCUAUCUGCUGUGGUUGAACAAUCCCUUGAUCUAUAGUAAUAAUCAGUGCCGUAGCUCAGGUUGUCCAUUAAUAAGAGGGUCGUGGUUUGAUCCCCAGCUACUCUUUCAAAGUGUCCUUGGGCAGAAACUGAACCCCAAAUAUCUCCACAAGGCUGCUCAAUCGACUUGUGCGUGUGUGUGUGUGUUGGGGGUGCUUUAGUUUUCCUCUGUAAUGCUCCUGAUGAGCAGGAUGGCACCAGGCAGGGUUUGAAUGCGUGUGUGAAUGUGACAAGUGUUGGUAAGCGCUUUUUUUUACAGCUCAAGAUUGGCUAGCAAGCAGCUGGUAUGAUUUAAGUCUAGAUUACUUCUUCAUGUCAUCCAGGAUUUGUUUUGUUUUUCUUUUACAUUUCAGACACCACAUUUGAAUUUAAGCAAUAUUUUUUCUCAAAAUACAAUAAGUGCAACUUUUUAAUAAUAAUAAUUUGCACUACAUGCUCUCUAGAAAUUCUCUUUUUAUGUGUGCAAAAACGAACAGCAGUAUUUUGCCUUUAGCCUACACAACAACAACAAAAUUUUGUCGCCUGCAAUUAAUUAAAGAGAUUCAUAAAUGUGUGCCAUUUGGAACUUAUGCCUAAUCCUUCAUGCUGACACCAAAAUCUGAUAAACUAGGAAGAAUAUCCAGUAUAAAUAGUAUACAACCUAAGUGUCUCCUCACAUCUCAUCCAAUGUAACUGAAUAUUGAUUUAGUACUAUUUGGGUAAUGCACCUUAUUCAUUUCAUACCCAGCUAUCCAUUUUGCCAGUGACAUGUAUUAUUAGUAAUGAUGGAAUUUGCAGUCUCGGCCUAAUGUCUAUCUGAGUUCAGCGCACCGUCGCAACCUUGAAUAUAUUUUGUAAAACUCAUAUAAAAUAUUAUAUAAAAAACACUGUGUUGAACAAAUAGGGACAUUUUGGCACAUAAAUGCAGUCUGGGCAAUUUGCGCACAGUGUGCAGUGUUACCAUCAUGGAUCUAAUAAGUGUGCAGUUCUCAUUUGACUGAAUCAAUCUGCACCAUCUUUGGAUCCUGUAUGUAGUUAGAUUAUUUCAAACCUUUAUUUAAACCUUUGAGGUUGCCACCAUUUACAAUAAUGUGGAGUCAUAGACUUAUGAUUGGCACAAAUAGCAUACAGAUAUUUUUUGAUGAAGUCAUAGUGGUCAUUCAGGUGUGACAUAUGAUGUCCUUUUUUUGUACAGCGAUGAAAAUAUAUUCUUGAAUUGCCCUUAUUGGCGUGUUUUCACUGUAUUGAUUAAUUGAAUUUUACUGUGACUGUGCCUUAUUGUUUGACUGGAAUGUUGUGUGUUUGUUUUGUCUUCUUAGUGUUCUACAUUUGAAAGUCAUUUUCAACACACCAGGUAGUGCACAAACAAACACAUGUUCUUUUUAUUGACACAGUAAUGAAUUAUGGUGUCAAUUUGUACAGACUGAUAUCAAGCCUGAUAUCAGGAGUCUUUGAUCCAAUGAAAUAUAAUGACACUAUUGUAAUGUUUUAACACCGUGUAAAAAAAAAAAAAGAAAUGAAGCUUAGAAUCCAUUCCAUGCCAGAAGAACUGAUUUAGUCAAGCCAGAUACGUGACUGAUAUGUCUCAAUGUGGCUUUCGUGAGGAUUCUGUCAGCAGUAAAGAGAAGUGCUGGUUCUACGUUGUCUUCACACAUCUGACACACAAUAAAAAGAAGAUGAA
Molecule: messenger RNA, 5146 nt
Organism: Acanthopagrus latus (yellowfin seabream)
Lineage: Eukaryota; Metazoa; Chordata; Actinopteri; Spariformes; Sparidae
Product: sodium/myo-inositol cotransporter-like
Exons: 5
Coding region: 288-2513 (741 amino acids)
Biological process (GO): transmembrane transport; inositol metabolic process; myo-inositol transport
Cellular component (GO): plasma membrane
Molecular function (GO): D-glucose:sodium symporter activity
Source: RefSeq, a predicted model, not a curated record